Talaromyces stipitatus ATCC 10500 is the source of this 1716-nucleotide messenger RNA. Its product is annotated as MFS monosaccharide transporter, putative. The coding region runs from base 126 to 1673 and encodes 515 amino acids. The record is from RefSeq and is a predicted model, not a curated record. The transcript is spliced from 3 exons. Gene Ontology annotation, cellular component: membrane. Gene Ontology annotation, molecular function: carbohydrate:proton symporter activity. Gene Ontology annotation, biological process: carbohydrate transport; transmembrane transport. NCBI's taxonomy places the organism in Eukaryota, Fungi, Ascomycota, Eurotiomycetes, Eurotiales, Trichocomaceae.
GGGUGGAGUUCAGACUGCCCGCGCCGAAAAACCUCAUCGAUAGGUUUUAGGUCAAGUCUAAUUAAUAGUGUCGAAUAUCUACCUGCCUAUAAAUUAAUGGCCUCUUCGGGAGAUCAAUCUACACUAUGAAGAUGCAAGUCGAUAUCCGUACAGUGGUGCACAAGUCAUCCCACAGCUCAUCCGAUGGCGAGGAGCCCCGGUUGAGCUUGUGGACAUCCCACAUGUACCAGCUGUACGCCAUAUUGGCGUUGGGCUAUCUGUGUAUUGUAUUGCAGGGUUAUGAUGGUUCUUUAAUGUCGUCAAUAAAUGCUAUGCCUCAAUAUCAACACUAUUAUGGACUAAAAUCAGCCGGCUCCUCUACCGGUUUAGUAUUUGCCAUUUACAAUAUCGGCAGCCUAGGAUCUCUUCCCAUCGCCGGUCCCGUCAAUGAUCUCCUUGGCAGGCGAAUCGGUAUUUUUCUAGGUUGCUGUUUUAUCGUCAUUGGAACCUGCGUACAGGCCCCCGCCACUUCGAGACAAAUGUUCCUUGGCGGUCGAUUCUUGUGUGGCUUUGGGCAGGGUUUCGUCAACGUCUCUGCCCCCGUGUUUGUGUCAGAACUAGCUCAUCCUCGCUGGCGAGGUCCUCUUUCCGGUCUCAUGCAGACAAACUACUUUAUUGGAAGCAUCAUUGCCUCGUGGGUCACGUACGGAACCGCCUAUCUGGAUGGAGAAAAAGCCUUUCGCAUACCCAUCUGGCUCCAGCUCGUCACUGCAGGUAUUAUUGCUAUAGGGAUAUGGUUCGCCCCUGAAACUCCGCGGUGGCUCAUGGCUCAUAGUCGACAUCAAGAAGCUGAAAGGAUCCUGACUAAGUUGCACGGCGAGGGGUCCACAGAACAUUUUUACGUCCGGUUGCAGCUUGUCGAGAUGGAAAGCCAAAUACGCGAGACUGGAUCCGACAAACGCUGGUGGGAUUAUAGGGACUUGUUCAAUACUCGGUCAGCUCGUCGGCGUAUGAUUUGCGUGAUUGGAAUGGCUUGGUUCGGGCAAUACUCCGGUAAUGCUUUGGUCAGCUACUAUUUCCCGGUCAUUGUGCAGCAAGCCGGAAUCGACGAUCCACACAUGCAACUUUUGUUGAAUGCUCUAAAUCCAGUCAUUUCUUGGUUAUUGGCCAUCCUAGGAGCUAUCCUUCUAGAUCGUGUAGGUCGACGGCCUUUUCUACUGAGCGGCGUCCUGGGCAUGUCGAUGUGCUUGGCUAUCGUCACUGGCUGCACCAAACUCUCUGUGGAUUAUUCCAACCGUACAGCUAGCCAUACCGGCAUUUUCUUCAUCUACCUGUUUAGUGCCAUCUUUGCACUAUGUAUAGUACCACUCAUCCCCUUCUACAUCGCCGAAACUCUAGAUACUGAGACCCGCGCAAAGGGUUCAGCGGUUGGACAACUAUUCGGCUCAGCAGCAUCCAUUCUGGGACAAUACACAACAGCUACAGCCAUCGGCUCAAUCGGAUAUUAUUACUAUCUCGUCUUCAUUUUCUGGGACUUGGUGGAAUUCGCCAUCAUAUACUUCUUCUUUGUUGAAACGAAAGAGCGCACCCUGGAAGAGAUGGCGGAGAUAUUUGAAGCUCCCAAUCCUGUUCGAAAGUCUUUAGAAAAGAGGCCUCGACGGACAGUGGAGCAUACGACUUAUCACGAGAAAUGAUUCUAGUUACUCAGGGGUUCGUGCUAAUAUGGCGUUAUAUGUA